Messenger RNA from Phacochoerus africanus (Common warthog), 1280 nucleotides. It is a transcript of the gene HOATZ, whose product is annotated as HOATZ cilia and flagella associated protein. Gene Ontology annotation, biological process: cilium assembly. Lineage: Eukaryota; Metazoa; Chordata; Mammalia; Artiodactyla; Suidae. The transcript has 7 exons. The record is from RefSeq and is a predicted model, not a curated record. Bases 626 to 1132 code for a protein of 168 amino acids.
GGGUUUGGAAAUUGGGUGGGCUCGGGAGCUUCUUGGGGAGCGGCAAGGCGAGAAAGAGCUCCUCGUCCCUUUGGAAAGCUGGUAAAAGAAACUUCUCAAGAUCAGCGCCUCUGUCUCCUGGGCCUCCUAGGGAACUGCAGGGGCCCGCCCUCCGCCCCUGGUCGCCGCUUCCUCCCCUCCCCCAGCCAGCCCCUCCCCCACCUCGCCCGGCUCGCGCCCGCCCCGCCCCCUCCACCCGCGGGGUUCCAAAGGCGGUUGGCCCGCCACGGCCACGGUCACUCGGCCACUCGGAGCUGCGAGGCGCACUGGGUUGAGAAAGCCAGCUCUAGGGUUUGGGCCGGAACUGAAGAGAAGUUUUCUGAGGCUGAGCCGACCCGGGACGCCUCAAAGUUGAUGUCCUGACUGUACGAUCUCAACUUCAAGUCUUAGACUGGUCCCGAAGCCUGUGAUCACUGCAAAAGUGGGCUUCUGGGGGCCCACAAGCUCGCACCAGACCCCAACAUCUACAGAGGAAAUUAAGGGCUUCCGGCUCUGGUUGUUGCCAACUAAGCGGGUUUCCGGGGGGAGGGGGGGAGGCGGGGCUGGGAGAAGGGCAAGAAACCUUGGAGAAGCGUCCUGAGUUACCAUGGAAACGAGGCCCAGCAGCGGUCCAAGCAGCCGGACGGAGUCCUGUGAAAUUUGCCCCCAGGGAUUACUGGUGUUCACUGGCUCUUCGGAUCUAGAUGCCAACCUGGCCAAGCAGUUCUGGAUCGGGGCUUCGAUGUAUCCCCCCAACGAAUCUCAGUUGGUGCUGUCCAGAGGUAGCAGCCAGCGCCUGCCGGUGGCCCGGGCUUCUAAGAGUAGUGCUCCUGAGAAAAGUUACUUCCAGCCUUUUUUCCUUGAGAAAAGCAAGAAUAGAGAUGGAGUUACUGAAACCCUAAAGAUUCAGGAAUCUGAGGAGAAAAAAAAGUAUCUCCAAAAGGCUAAAAAGAGAGAUGAGAUUAUCCAACUCUUAAGAAAACAAAGAGAAGAAAGGAUCUCGAAAGAACUGGUCUCCCUUCCUUAUAAACCAGAAGCCAAAGUACACAAAGCAAAGAAAGUGAUUUCAGAGUCAGAUAAAAAAGACCGCGAAGAAGUCAAAGCCUUGGACUGAUUUGACUGACACAUGGAAGAGGUUGGCUCUCUUAGAAUCUUCACUUUUGAAACAACCUGCUCAUACAUCAGGAUCACUGGGAUCAGUAGAAUUAGACUAAAAAAAAUAAUAAAAUGUAAAUAUGCAACACUUCUAGGAAUCUUACCAG